AUGGAGAUCAACAACAUUACUAGACUGACACACCUAAUGCUAUCAAAUAAUAGCUUCGUUGGUUAUUUACCCCCGGACAUAUGCAAAGGUGGAGCCCUGCAAUACCUCAUUCUUUACAUGAACAACUUCCAAGGUCCUAUUCCCACGACCUUGAAAACCUGUACGACACUAGAAAGGGUCCGUGUUGAACACAACCAACUCACCGGAGAUGUUUCUCAAUGUCUUGGAGUGUAUCCCCAUCUUUAUUAUAUGGAUUUGAGCUUCAAUCAACUCUCCGGUACGCUCUCUCGAGACUGGGCAAAAUGGCACAAUCUGACGCUCUUGAGAAUCUCAAAUAACAACAUCACCGGAGUCAUACCCACCGAGUUUGGGCAGUUGACGAAACUGGGAGAGCUGGACCUCUCUUCCAACUACCUACAAGGAGAGAUCCCAAAUAGCUUCGGCAGCUUAACCCUUCUCUACAAUCUGAGCUUGGGCAACAACCAACUCGUCGGCCAUGUGCCUCCGGAGUUUGGAAUGCUGUCCAAUCUUGAACUGCUUGAUCUCUCAUCCAACAACCUGGCAGGAAGAAUCCCAGAUCAAUUAGGCGACUGCAUGAAACUCCGAUCGUUAAAGCUUAACAACAACAACUUCAGUGGAGCCAUUCCAUUGGCCAUCGGUAAUCUGGUGGUCCUUCAAGACACCUUUGACGUCAGCCACAACUCACUAACAGGGGAGAUUCCAUCCCAACUCCGCAAAUUGGUGAUGCUGCAAAGCCUGAAUCUAUCGCAUAAUUCCUUGUCGGGUCAUCUUCCAUCUUCGCUAACGUAUAUGACGAGCUUGUCUACCGUAGAUGUAUCCUACAAUGAACUCGACGGCCCUGUUCCUGAUAGCCCAGCUUUCCGAAGAGCCCCAGCGGAGUGGUUUGCCCAUAACAUUGAUCUAUGUGGAGUUGUUCGAGGAUUGCCUCCAUGUGUUUCACCCGGUACUCCAACAAGGAUUGCCUCCAUGGUUGUAGUAACCAUCAUUGCUUUCGUUGUCUUCUUCCUUCUCUUGUUUAUAUUCAUUGCAGUUGCCUUACGAUUCCACAAGAGAAAGAAGCCGCCAGUACCUGUUGAUAAUAAUCACAUCAAAGAAGGUGCAUUCUGUAUAUUGAAUUUUGUUGGAAGAGACGUAUGCAAGGACAUCAUCGAAGCCACCGAAGAUUUCGAUUCCAAGUACUGUAUCGGAAGCGGUGCAUACGGCAGUGUCUACAGAGCAGAGUUAGCAAGUGGGGAACUGCUAGCGGUGAAGAAGAUUCACCUACCAGACACCGAAGCUACAUGCGACGAGCAACCCUUUCAAACUGAGAUACAAACUCUUACUCAAAUUCGACAUCGCAAUAUCGUCAAGCUUUACGGGUUCUGCUCCUCUCCCCGACGCAAAUUUCUGGUGUACGAGUACAUGGAGAGAGGAAGUCUGGGAUCUGUCCUCCGAAGCGAGACUGCAGCUGAAUUGGACUGGGUGACGAGGGUGAGCAUCGUGAAGGAUGUUGCUCGUGCUCUGUUCUACAUGCAUCAUGACUGCACACCGCCUAUCGUUCAUCGAGAUAUUACCAGCAACAACAUCCUACUUGAUUCCGAAUUCAACGCUUGUGUUUCCGACUUUGGAAUUGCUCGACUACUGAAGCUGGAUUCAUCAAAUUGGACCAUGCUUGCAGGCACACGGGGUUACUUAGCACCAG
Messenger RNA from Musa acuminata subsp. malaccensis (wild Malaysian banana), 1702 nucleotides. Lineage: Eukaryota; Viridiplantae; Streptophyta; Magnoliopsida; Zingiberales; Musaceae. The record is from RefSeq and is a predicted model, not a curated record.